Cydia fagiglandana is the source of this 3504-nucleotide messenger RNA. It is a transcript of the gene Shab, whose product is annotated as potassium voltage-gated channel protein Shab. Gene Ontology annotation, molecular function: protein binding; delayed rectifier potassium channel activity. Lineage: Eukaryota; Metazoa; Arthropoda; Insecta; Lepidoptera; Tortricidae. The coding region runs from base 412 to 3168 and encodes 918 amino acids. The record is from RefSeq and is a predicted model, not a curated record. The transcript is spliced from 15 exons. Gene Ontology annotation, cellular component: membrane; voltage-gated potassium channel complex. Gene Ontology annotation, biological process: potassium ion transmembrane transport; protein homooligomerization.
GCGCAAAUAGUCGGCGCGGCGCAGUCGGACUCAGCCCCGAGGCGGACCAGCCGCGCGCGACUCCCGCGACUCGACCGACCAACCGCACCAGUGCGCGCGUUACCCUAGACCUCCCGUGCUAGUGCUGUGAGCCAGUGACUGUGAACGAACCGAACCUGACCACCGGAGCCCCUCCGCCCAGUGCCCUCGUCGUCUCCAGCCACGGCGCAGGCUCACCACGAGCGACAUCAAGGUUAUAAGGAAGAAACCUGAGGCACGUCAGACCUGGCCGCUGAGAGAUCAGCGUCAGGGUAGAGACUAUUACACGCAGGCAAAGAUACCCAGUCAAGAUUCUACCGAAAGGAUCAUUGGUGUCUGGCGGUGGCAGUGGGUGGCCGAUGAGGCGGCGGCGGGCACCAUGAGCUAGCGGGCAUGGGGGGCGAGGGCGCGGGCCGCGGCGCCGCGCGCUGGCCGGUGGGCGACUCGCCCCCGCGCGCGACCAUGGGCUUCGCGGCGCCCGCGCAGGACGCGCCGCUCGACCGCGGCCUGGCGCCUGCGCCCGCGCCGCCGCCCGGCCAUGCGCAGCUACAGCGGACCCACUCCAGACCCACAAUGGACCUCCAGUAUUCGAGGUCGAUGUCGUCGCUGCCGCCGGAGCCGUUCAUGAUGAUGCGCGCGAAAGCGCUGAGCAAGCGCGUGAUCAUCAACGUCGGCGGCGUGCGGCACGAGGUGCUGUGGCGCACGCUGGAGCGGCUGCCGCACACGCGGCUCGGCCGGCUGCGCGACUGCAACACGCACGAGGCCAUCACGGAGCUCUGCGAUGACUACUCGCUGCAGGACAACGAGUACUUUUUCGACAGACAUCCGAAGAGCUUCAGCUCGAUCUUGAACUUCUACCGAACCGGCAAGCUUCACCUUGUGGACGAAAUGUGCGUGCUGGCCUUCAGCGACGACCUGGAGUACUGGGGCGUGGACGAGCUGUACCUCGAGUCCUGCUGCCAACACAAGUACCACCAGCGCAAGGAACACGUCCACGAGGAGAUGAGGAAGGAAGCCGAGAGUCUGCGUCAGCGCGAGGAGGAAGAGUUCGGCCAGGGCACUUGCGCGCAAUACCAAAAGUGGCUCUGGGAUCUUCUAGAAAAACCCACCACCAGUAUAGCUGCUAGGGUGAUCGCGGUGAUAUCGAUUCUCUUCAUCGUGCUGUCCACGAUAGGGCUCACUCUCAACACGAUACCCCAGAUGCAAGUGUACGACGAGAAGGGCGCGCCCAUGGACAACCCGCAGCUGGCCAUGAUCGAGGCGGUCUGCAUCACGUGGUUCACGCUCGAGUACGUGCUGCGGUUCAGUGCGUCGCCGGAUAAGUGGAAAUUCUUCAAGGGCGGACUCAAUGUGAUAGACUUACUGGCGAUCUUGCCAUACUUCGUAUCUCUCUUCCUACUCGAAACGAACAAAAACGCGACGGACCAGUUCCAGGAUGUCCGUCGCGUCGUACAAAUCUUCCGUAUUAUGCGAAUCUUGCGUAUCCUCAAACUCGCUCGACACUCGACCGGGCUCCAAUCGCUCGGCUUCACACUCAGAAACUCAUACAAAGAACUCGGAUUGCUCAUGUUGUUCCUCGCGAUGGGAGUGCUCAUAUUUUCCUCGCUGGCGUACUUUGCCGAGAAGGAAGAGCCGGGGACUAAAUUCAUAUCCAUUCCGGAAACGUUCUGGUGGGCCGGCAUCACUAUGACCACAGUCGGAUACGGUGACAUUUACCCCACGACCCCGUUGGGCAAGGUCAUCGGCUCAGUAUGCUGUAUUUGCGGCGUGUUGGUAAUUGCGUUACCCAUCCCCAUUAUCGUCAACAAUUUCGCCGAGUUUUACAAGAACCAGAUGCGGCGCGAGAAGGCGCUGAAGCGGCGUGAGGCGCUGGAGCGCGCCAAGCGAGAGGGCUCCAUCGUGUCGUUCCAUCACAUCAACUUGCGCGACGCCUUCGCCAAGAGCAUGGACCUCAUAGACGUCAUCGUCGACACAGGACACAACUUGUCGCAGGGGGACGCCAAUAGCCUGGAGGGCGAUGGGCCGGGUUCGACCGGCUGCUAUAAGCAGUACGAGCACGCCGUCAGCAAUAAGCUCCAGCAGAGUACUGACCCCAACCAGUCACAGUUUCAGAGCAGCCCUCAGAAAGAGCGCCGCUACUCGACCGAGGGGCCGGACUCGCCGGAAAAACGCUUGCUCAUAAACCCCGAACCGACGCCAGAAAAGAAGAUGGCUGACAAACAGUUAGACUUGGAUCAGCUGCCUUCUGAGUUUGAGUGUUGUUUUUGCACGUUCAAGGGUUACAAGGAGUUCAUAGACGCGGAACAACUGAUGCCAAUGCCAACGUCAGACCUGCGGCAGCCCGUGUGCGUGGAGCUGGCCUGUCUCCACCGUCACCCCGCACCGCGCGCAUUACCCGAGGCCACACCGAACAGCCUUGAUAGCCCUGAUACAUUUGCAUCAUGCCUUACGCACCCUUUUCCUUCAGAGGGCGACAUCACGUGCGAGAACGACUCAUCAAACUUGUAUGUGAAUCCUCUGGACGGUAGCAGUGGAGGCAGCGCGAGUGGGGGCGGAGCGACAGAGUUUAAGGGUGUUCGCAAGAGUGCGUCCGGGGACGGGAGCGUGUUGUGUGCGAAAAGUUCUCAGGGGGAAAGUCCGCGCGGCUCACGAGGGAGUCUGUCGCCGAGCGGAGUGAGCGCAAGCGCGAGCGCCGGCGCCGGCGCCGCGGCCGCCGCGGGGCCCGCGCGCCUCGACGCCUCGCGCACCAGCCUGCCGCAGCCCAUCGACGAGCCGCUCGCCGCCCCUGGCCUCCCGUUUGACGACUCCAAGCCCAAACACAGAAAGGCACGUUUCCAACAGGAAUGGGCGGAGGAGGAGAAGAGACCUCCGAGAGGGAUAGCCACGAGGAUAAUCAACCACCACAUCCUUUUUGGUAAGAACGGCAAGGCGCGCGGCGGUGGCGGGUGGCCGCACGAGGGCGACUCGCGCGCGCGCUCCAUCCUCAAGAACAAGGAGCGCGGCACCGACAGCGAGCUGCUGCUGCAGGACUCGGGCUCCCUAGGACCUAACUGUGAUUCGGGCAACGAGUCGUCGCCUAUCCGGCUGAAAGACUUCAAGGGGCAGAACCAUAAGGCGGGCGCCUUGGAGAGAGAGAAUCUAGUCACAUAGUCGGCGUACUCCCGCCCGCCAUCCUAGUCACAACUAUAACAUAACUACUAGCGCAAUAACAAUAUUGAAAAUAUUCAAAUAAUUUUAACAUAUCAUUGGGCGAUUGUGACUGCUUGUUGAAUGUUAUCAUUUCGUAGGAUUAUAUAUAAAUAUUGUAAAAAUAUUACUUAAUGUAAUAGUCGUUCAUUCCAAUCGAAAAGUUGAAGGUACCUAUUUGUUAAGUUUUUUUACGUGCAAUUAUUAAUUGCUAAUUCUAAUUUAAGCGAUAUAGUUUGUACAGCAUAGUUGAUGAAAAAAGAAGCAAUUAUUAAAAUUAAAGAUUUUCUGAAAUUGUUA